Molecule: messenger RNA, 504 nt
Organism: Dichomitus squalens LYAD-421 SS1
Lineage: Eukaryota; Fungi; Basidiomycota; Agaricomycetes; Polyporales; Polyporaceae
Product: carbonic anhydrase
Exons: 4
Coding region: 1-504 (167 amino acids)
Molecular function (GO): zinc ion binding; carbonate dehydratase activity
Source: RefSeq, a predicted model, not a curated record
AUGUCCGCGUACAAGGAUUUCGAGAAGCCCAACGAGGCCUACGUCGCCAACUUCGGCGACAAGGGCAACUUGCCCCUCCCGCCUUCCAAGAAGCUCCUGAUCGGUACCGUGUACGCUGAGCUCGGCAUCCAGGAGGGCGAGGCCCACAUCGUCCGCAACGCCGGCGGCUCUGCGAAAGAAGCCCUCCGGUCGAUCAUCAUCUCGCAGCGCCUCCUCGGCACGCGCGAGAUCGCCGUCUUCCACCACACCGGCUGCGGGAUGCUCACGUUCAGCACGCCGCAGCUGCGCGCGCUCGUGAAGGAGUCCGACCCCGCCAACGACGCGCUCAAGGCGGUCGACGCCAUCGACUUCCUCGAGUUCCAGGGCCUCGAGGAGAGCGUGAAGGUGGACGUGAAGUUCCUCGAGGAGAACCCGCUCGUCCUGCCAGGCACGAAGAUCACGGGGUGGGUGUAUGAGGUCGAGACGGGCAAGGCAGAAGAAGAGAUUUGCUGCGUUCAUAUAUGA